Drosophila kikkawai is the source of this 829-nucleotide messenger RNA. RefSeq lists its product as uncharacterized. Lineage: Eukaryota; Metazoa; Arthropoda; Insecta; Diptera; Drosophilidae. The record is from RefSeq and is a predicted model, not a curated record.
AAAUAUAAAUCUACAUAUUUGACAGCAAAAAUUUCAUUCUAAAUUGUUCUUUCCUCUCCACCAUAACAAGCAAGCCCGCUCAAAAAUUAUAUUUUCCUAGUUUCGAAUUUCCAAAGACUUGAAAUUAUUUAAAAAUUAUUACAUGGCAUAUAGCGGCAUCCCACUUCCCGGAAUUGUGUCUCCGGAUGAAAGCGUCGAAGAGUUUGCAAAGCUCUAUGGCAACAACAAUGUGGGGAGGAUGAUGAUAAUGGCUUCAACAAUCGGCAAUCCGUACGGACUGCCUGGUAGGCUCGAGGAGAGUUAUACUUCCGAAUACUUUCCAAAUUUGAGCCGCCCGGGUUACGUUGACGACCGAUAUGUACAUUCCGUUUGUUCCAGAGCCUCCCACGGACCUAGAACCAUGAGGCGUGGACGUGGGGGCUAUGGUGACUAUUGCAAUCGGUCGCCAGCAAUGGGGCACUCUAGCCCUAGAUACUCACAUCAGCAAGAAGGUUGGGCAUAUCCCAGGCCUUCCCAGGGCUCAGGGUCCACGAGACAUGGAGGCUAUGGUGACCAUUAUAGUCAGCGAGUGUACCCUCUGCAACAAGGACAGUUCUCCGUACCUGAACAUCAAAGUCCAUAUAGCUUUCCAGCUCCAGAGAGAUAUCCCUGGCUUUAAGAGAAAAGAAUCGUAUGCCGCAAUCAGCGGUGCAUUGACUUAGCUACUGUUUGUUAAUUUUUGUAAAUAACGAGUUCCCCAAAAUGUCACGUUCUGUUUGGAAAAUAAUGGAUUGUUAUACGCGUCAGUGGUGACUCGCAAAAAUUAUGAAUAAAUUGUGCAUAAUCAGGA